Molecule: messenger RNA, 1044 nt
Organism: Mycosarcoma maydis (corn smut)
Lineage: Eukaryota; Fungi; Basidiomycota; Ustilaginomycetes; Ustilaginales
Exons: 10
Coding region: 1-1044 (347 amino acids)
Source: RefSeq, a predicted model, not a curated record
AUGCCUUAUCUGCCGCUGCUGCCGGAGCUGGUGUCCUGUGAGCCGGACAGCAGCGUCGGGCUGGAAAAGGUCCAAGGCGCUAGAAGCGGCCUUCUGCGCUGGCAGUCUGCAGCUGGGAGCGGACGGGUGGAGCUUGUCAUGUACCUUGAUGAAUGGCUCGACGCAAGUACGAGUGGUACGAUCGAGCAGGUGGUGGUGCAUGUGCAUGGCAAAGAGAGGCAAGCUGACGCUGCGUGGGUCGACAUGGCCACGGCACGAUCUCGGGUCUCGAGGUCAGACCGAACGCGAACGCUUAUCGUAGCGCCUCGAUUCUUGAAUGGACUCGACAAGGCUGCAGUCGCAAAACUGGACUCGACUGCGUUGCUUGUGUGGAAGUCCAACGGUUGGGGGGAAGGAUCGCCAUCCGUCCAUCCGAAACAGCAAGACGGAGUAUCAUCAUUCGAGGCGCUUGAUGCGAUUGUGUGCCACUUUGCCAGCCGAAGCAGCUACCCACGGCUGGGCAGAGUCGUGCUUUCUGGUCAUAGCCUGGGCGGACAACUGGUGCAUCGGUAUUCGAUUCUCGGAUGUCCACCGCUGACUUGGCAGCAGCGGCAAGCGUUGGUGGUUGAGUAUGUUGUGAUGAAUCCUGCGAGCUAUCUCUACUUUACACCGGAACGAGCUGGUCCGCCUGCUGCUGGUAUGAAUGUGUACAAGUACGGCUUGGAAGACAUCGGUACAAAGCUGUCUACCUAUCGAGGUCUGCCGGACCAUCGAGAUGCGCGCUUUUGGCUGCACCGAAUGCUUGGGGAGCGACGCAUCCACUUUGUGCACGGAGAAAACGACCGGGGUGUGGGAGACGAUCGACCUGAGGCGAUGGCACAAGGAGCGAAUCGAGUCGAACGUGCGUGCAACUAUCAUGCGCAUCUACAGCAGUUACAAUCGAUGCACGCGACCCAAAAAUGCCUCUGGACCGCAAACUGGGUACCUGGUGUCAAACAUGACGGCAGAGCCGUCACCACAUCUAAUGUCGCCAUCGCACGAAUCUUUCCGUUUGACACUGCAUGA